UAGAGAUCCGCCAUGUUGAGUUUCUGCGAGUAAGGAAAGAGAACACAGACACAUUGAUAUUUAUUUCCUGAAACCUUAUUAGAAAUGUCGAAGGGAACAACAAUCAAGGAUGCCUUGGCAAAAUGGGAACAGAAACAUGAGAAAAAAGCAUCAGAAUCAGAUGAAGUCAAGCUAUAUGCACAGUAUCCUCCAAUAGAAAAGAUGGAUGCUUCCUUAUCUACUCUUACAAACUGUGUGAAACUGUCCUUAUCCACAAACUGCAUUGAAAAAAUUGCCAACCUUAAUGGUUUACGGAAUCUGAAAAUUCUGUCACUGGGAAGAAAUAACAUAAAAAAUCUUAAUGGCUUGGAAGCUGUAGCAGAGACUCUUGAAGAACUCUGGAUAUCCUACAAUAACAUUGAGAAGUUAAAGGGCAUUGGUGUACUUAAAAAACUGAAGGUUCUGUACAUGUCAAACAACCAAGUUAAGACAUGGGAUGAAUUUCAGAAACUGGUUGAUCUUCCACUGUUAGAAGAUUUGUUGUUUGUUGGUAAUCCUCUGGAAGAGAAACAUUCCAAUGAUGGGGAUUGGAGGGACCUUGCUACUAAGAGAUUGUCAAAGCUGAAAAAGUUGGAUGGAGUUCCUGUGGUCAGACAAGAAGAGGAAGAAGAAGAAGAACCAGCCUAAAAGUCGUGAAUAAUUUGCAACAGAACGCUGCGUGAUAAACUCAGAGUUAUUUGUAACUAAGUAUAUCAUAUGGUUAUACACAUGUAAAUAUGUUCAGCAUGUUGUACAGAAUACAGUACAUGUAUUUCUUUAAUUCAUUCGUAUUUUUAGUUAUUUUUUCUGCCGUUAUAAUAUCUAAGUCAUUAAGACCUCUGUUGAAACACUAUUUUGUGUUUUUAGUCAAUAUAAUACAUAGUUGCAAUACCUAUUGAAUUUAACGAAAGCCCCCCUUUUUAAAACCAUUGCAUUAUUUUCCCGUUGCAUUUUUUAUGUCAAAUCCUUGGGUUUUGAAAAGUAGAAACUAGCCAUAAGUCUAAAUCCGCCAUCACCUGCGGUAGAAACUCAUCAAUGCCAUCCUUGAUAUGUACACAUCAAGGGCGAGAUUAUCCAGCAAAAGACACGGAGCAAACAAAUGAACUUGUAAGGAGAAAGCUAAACGAAACAACUCAAAAUACAAAGAGAACUCUGGUUUCCCUA
Pocillopora damicornis (cauliflower coral) is the source of this 1182-nucleotide messenger RNA. RefSeq names its product dynein axonemal light chain 1. Gene Ontology annotation, cellular component: cytoplasm. Gene Ontology annotation, molecular function: dynein heavy chain binding; alpha-tubulin binding. Gene Ontology annotation, biological process: outer dynein arm assembly. The record is from RefSeq and is a predicted model, not a curated record. NCBI's taxonomy places the organism in Eukaryota, Metazoa, Cnidaria, Anthozoa, Scleractinia, Pocilloporidae.